GAAAUUGUAUAAGUUUUACAACCUAUUUCCAUUUCAGCACUAGUCUAGUGAGCCUAGAAGAGAAACAAUGCGCAUAAUCCUGAUAGCAAUAUUUAUUAUUGCUAUACCAGAAAACAAUGUUGCAGCUCAUCUAAAAGGUUGCUUCCGGUCUCAUCCAAAGGAAUCAGAGGGAGAAAUUGAACUAAGGAAUUAUGAACCCAACAUGUUCUGCAGCGCAACAUUGUCCGCCCCAAACGCUCAUGGAAUACGCCUUGAACUUACCGAUAUGGACGUGCUAUCGUGA
This is a messenger RNA of Dicrocoelium dendriticum, 283 nucleotides long. Lineage: Eukaryota; Metazoa; Platyhelminthes; Trematoda; Plagiorchiida; Dicrocoeliidae. The record is from the annotation of a GenBank genome assembly.